Molecule: messenger RNA, 615 nt
Organism: Fusarium falciforme
Lineage: Eukaryota; Fungi; Ascomycota; Sordariomycetes; Hypocreales; Nectriaceae
Exons: 1
Coding region: 1-615 (204 amino acids)
Source: RefSeq, a predicted model, not a curated record
AUGGGGAAAGACAAAAGCCAAUCAUCCACGUCGCGUGGAAAGAAGAGAAGUCGCCCCAAGGUGGAAGAUGAGCCUGAGCCUGAAAGACCGCCACCUGCUCUCCGACCUGACUCAAAGAUUGACAACGAGCGAAAAUUCGUCAUCACCAGAACAGACGCCAUGAGGAGAGCUGGAGGCUUGGAGAAGAAGAUCGGUAACGAGACCUAUGACCAGAUGGCUCUCACUACAGGGAUGAAGAGAUGGCUCAGCAAACCCGUCAUCAUGGUCCUCGGCGAGGGCAUGAAGAAAAAGGUCUUUGAAUGGUGUCAGAAGUUUGACCACUCCUGGCUGGGCGUUCUAUUUGAGGCCAAGGGGAACAGCCUGGUAUCCUACGAAUACACGGCAACUGAAGAGGAGCCGAUCCUUCCCGAGUCCAUGUUCGAGGCUCUGCGGGCUUUGGUGAUGGGGUUGCCUCCUGACAGAGAAACCUACCGGCGCCUCUGGGGACUUGCUCGGAUGGUCACGACGCACUCACAGCGCGCGUUUCUCAUGGACGAGCUUCAGGCGACCCGGCCGGAAUUUGAAUACUUUGCCGAGGGGAAUCAAGUCACUGGUCUGGUUCUCCCUCGGUAUUGA